This is a messenger RNA of Physella acuta, 1038 nucleotides long. RefSeq lists its product as uncharacterized. NCBI's taxonomy places the organism in Eukaryota, Metazoa, Mollusca, Gastropoda, Physidae. The record is from RefSeq and is a predicted model, not a curated record.
AUGGCUGAUGGUGAUGGUACAAGUCUGAUGGCUGAUGGUGAUGGUACAAGUCUGAUGGCUGGUGGUGAUGGUACAAGUCUGAUGGCUGGUGGUGAUGGUACAAGUCUGAUGGCUGGUGGUGAUGGUACAAGUCUGAUGGCUGAUGGUGAUGGUACAAGUCUGUUGCCUGGUGGUGAUGGUACAAGUCUGAUGGCUGAUGGUGAUGGUACAAGUCUGAUGGCUGAUGGUGAUGGUACAAGUCUGGUGGCUAGUUGUGAUGGUACAAGUCUGAUUGUGAUGUGGUCGCACAUAGGCACUGUAACUGUCCAGUUAGGUGCUGUAUUGUCCAUUAAUGGCACUGUCCAGUUAGGCAGUGUACAGUUACACUUUGUCCAGUUAGACUUUGUCCAGUUAGACACUGUCCAGAUAGACACUGUCCAGAUAGACACUGUCCAGUUAGACACUGUCCAGUUAGACACUGUCCAGAUAGACACUGUCCAGAUAGACACUGUCCAGUUAGACACUGUCCAGUUAGACACUGUCCAGUUAGACACUGUCCAGUUACACACUGUCCAGAUAGACACUGUCCGGAUAGACACUGUCCAGUUAGACACUGUCCAGUUAGACACUGUCCAGUUAGACACUGUCCAGAUAGACACUGUCCAGAUAGACACUGUCCAGUUAGACACUGUCCAGUUAGACACUGUCCAGUUAGACACUGUCCAGUUACACACUGUCCAGAUAGACACUGUCCGGAUAGACACUGUCCAGUUAGACACUGUCCAGUUAGACACUGUCCAGUUAGACACUGUCCAGUUAGACACCAUCCAGUUAUACACUGUCCAGUUAGACACUGUCCAGUUAGACACUGUCCAGUUAGACACUAUCCAGUUAGACACUAUCAAUUUAGACACUGUCCAGAUAGACACUGUCCAGUUAGGAACUGUCCAGUUAGACACUGUCCAGUUAGACACUGUCCAGCUAAGUACUGUCCAGUUAGGAACUGUCCAAUUAGGCACUGCCCAGUUAGACACUGUCCAGUUAGACAUUGUCCAUUAA